CUGUGCUACGACUCGAGCAGCUCACCAAAAAGCAGCCCGUUUCAUGCUAACGCUCUGUGGGUUCCCCACCAAACCGUCAAGCCGACGGCUGGGAAAAUCGAUCCCCACCGGUCUCCACAAGUGAAGAAGCGUCCUCAGACUGAGAGAAUGGAGUCCCACUGUCGCAAACUGGCCACCACCUGCGCGCAAAUAGCUCCGGUUGGUUGGGCACGCCGUCACAUCCACAUGGACGUGCCUGUCAGGGAGAAUAUGGGCGGGCGCAGAGCGGUGACGUGGAGGGGUCUGGAGAGAGACGGAGUUGGAGAGACGGGCGCGCGGGCAACAGCUGAAAUGAGCAGCGAGCGGCGUAGUGCGUGCACGCCUCUGGAUCUAAUACCACCUAUACCUGUCCUUGUCACUCCGACAGUCAGUCAAGAUCACCACCACCUGACAGGGAAUAAACUCGCCAACUCACACCACACGGCUCUGGCGAUGGCGUCCAGCUUACAGCCGCUGCAGCGGUCUGUGGACUCUAAGCACCGGUUAGAGGUGCACACUGUGUCGGACACGUCCAGUCCGGAGUCAGUCGAAAAAGAAAAAAUACAAAAUAAAACUGACGACUCCUCCGAUGACCCUUCCAAAAAGAAGAGGCAGCGGCGUCAGAGGACUCACUUCACCAGCCAGCAGCUCCAGGAACUGGAGGCCACUUUCCAGCGGAACCGCUAUCCGGACAUGAGCACGAGGGAGGAGAUAGCCGUGUGGACCAAUCUCACAGAGGCCAGAGUCAGGGUUUGGUUCAAGAACAGGAGAGCCAAGUGGAGGAAAAGGGAAAGAAACCAGCAAGCCGAGCUCUGCAAGAACGGCUUCGGUCCGCAGUUUAAUGGACUCAUGCAGCCCUACGACGACAUGUACCCCAGCUACACGUACAACAACUGGGCCGCCAAGGGCCUGACGUCCGCCUCCCUGUCCACCAAAAGCUUCCCCUUCUUCAACUCCAUGAACGUCAACCCUUUGUCCUCGCAGACGAUGUUCUCUCCGCCCAACUCCAUUUCCUCCAUGACUUCGAGCAUGGUGCCGUCGGCCGUCACCGGGGUGCCGGGCUCCAGCCUCAACAGCCUCAACAACUUGAACAACCUCAGUAACCCAUCUCUCAACUCCGGCGUGCCCACGCCGGCGUGUCCCUACGCGCCCCCGACCCCCCCUUACGUGUACCGGGACACUUGCAACUCCAGUCUGGCCAGCCUGAGACUGAAAGCCAAGCAGCACUCGAGUUUUGGAUACGCCAGUGUGCAGAACCCGGCCACCAACCUGAGCGCGUGCCAGUACGCCGUGGACAGGCCGGUCUAAUGCCUAUACCUGCACUGCAAAAAAUAACCAUCUUAGCAAGAUGUCCGAGGCAAGACGUGACGCUUUUUCUUUUUCUUUUUUUUUUUUUUUUUAGCUUUAACCGAAGCAACAGAACCCAUGCGUAAAAUCAUUGGAUCGUUUUUUUUCUAAUCAUUUUUCUUGGUUCUGCCAUUUUUUUCCCCAUGCAGUUAGUGUCGCAUUAUCUUGACUUGAUGCUAAAAAAAAAACUGCUUUUGGUGUCAUUAGAAUCACUACAAUUUAUUUUUUAAGGAUACUGUUAGAAUUUAAAAUCGCCUCGUGUUAGUACGUUGAUUUUCAUUCGUAUUUAUUUAGAGAAGAAGCCUGAUUUUUCAGGGUGAUUGUGAAACCAAAAUGGCUUGUUAUGGCGGUCAUUUUUUGCAGUGUGUGGGUAAUCACAAACAGCCGUCCACCGGAACAAGAGACUACUACAACUACUUUUGUCAUUUUUCAAAAAGGGCACUAGAAGACUGAACCACUGAAACAAGCUCAACUAACGGAGCCCAAACUGAAACGAGAGUUUUAAGGUUAACCUCCCCCCCCCCCCCCACUCUCCUUCCCUUCGAUGAGCCCAGGGCUGCCUCCAAACUGCGCCUCCGUAAACGGUUUGUUCCACUUUUCAUAUCUUCGUGAGGGUUUUUUUUUUUCUCUGGUGAACUCUGGACGUUAACUGUUGACUGAAAAAAGGUUGUACAUAUAUCUGAAUGAUCAUCUCCUGUGUUGUUGAGGCGAAUGCGCUAUAACCCUCCAGUCCUCUUCGACUUCAAUUUAUCAACGCAUGUGGAGAAACAAAAAAAAAAAACAGAAAAGAAAAAAGAAAACCCCUUAAAAGGAAUCAUCUUUCGCUUGCAAAACAAAAAGGGAAUGUACAUACUAAAACGCACCAGUCGUGUGUUUCUAACAUAUUAUAAAUUUAUUAUUAAUGUCUGUGUGAAUAUCGUUUUAGAAUAGCAGUUCUGGAUUUCAAAGAUUAAAAAAAAAAAAGAAGAAAGCAUCCAAAAAUGUUCCUGCGACAAAAUGAUUUGGUUUUUUGCUCUGUGUAUAAUAUUUGGUACGGAAUUAUGUUUUUUUUUUCCAACAUCCAAAAAACUAU
Messenger RNA from Menidia menidia (Atlantic silverside), 2437 nucleotides. Lineage: Eukaryota; Metazoa; Chordata; Actinopteri; Atheriniformes; Atherinopsidae. The record is from the annotation of a GenBank genome assembly.